AUCUUAUCUUAAUGUUGCUGCUCUAUUCAAGAUGAGAUACACAUCAUGGAGUUCCCUAAUUUGGUAUCUAUGUGGAAGAAACUCCAGGUGAAGCUGGGAUUGAAUAUCCCCAUCGUGCUGCUGAUGUUCAAAGGCGCGGUUGCACCAACAAUUGGACUCUCAAUAUAUCAGAGCGAUGCUGUGGCACGGCAGUUUUCCACCAUUGGCUAUCUCAUCCCCAUAAUGUCGAUUCUAACGAUUCCAGUCGCGCCACGAGCCCGAUUCUUUCAAAAUUUAAUAGUGAGCAUUAUUUCGGUUGGUUUCGCAGUCGCGGUGUCUUUCUUAUCAAUGUGGUGUGCCGUCCGGGCUCGCGCAAAUACAACCCAUAUACCCCACGGAGGAAACAGUCCUGGUCCGGUUACUGGUGCUCCUGUAAGCCCGUAUAAUGCCGCUGCGAGUGUUAACAUGGCAAUCUGGUUGUCAUUCGAAGUGUGGCUGGCAAACACGUUCCGUGCUUUUCGACCGCAAUACUUCAUUCCAUCGAUAAUAUUUUCCAUUUUUAUUCAGGUAACGGCGACUUAUGGAACUCAGUUCAAAACGAUGGAAGAAGCUGGAGCUUUAGUCAAACACUUAGUGGGAUCAUUUUUUGCGGGAUUUGGACUGGCGGCAGCAGUCAAUGUGUUCAUUAUUCCACUCACAUCUCGAAAGAUUGUCAGUAUGCAUAUGGUGGAGUAUUUCCAUGCGAUCCAGAAAACACUGGAUUCCCAGCUUGCAUUCGCCCAAUCCCUACCCUUGCAUGACUGGCGUUUUGUUCAUGGUAGUUCAGAUAUCUCCCAGCAAGAGAAAACACCUUCUUGGCCAGAAGCGAACGCCCUCAAAAAUUCAACCAUGGAAGCUGCCAAAUCCCUUGGAAGGGUAACAUCGGAAUUGCGCUACGCAAAACGUGAGGUUGGUUGGGAUUACCUAGGGCCAACAGAACUAGCGAACAUCACUCGCAUGUUGAAGAAGGUAUUAGCUUCAAUGCUGUGGACGGAGUCACUUGCCAAAGUCUCCAGACGCUUCCCUCGUUUAGUGAACGAGAUGGAGAGCAUUCCUCAUGAAGAGGAACGGCAGAAAUGGUGUUGGGUAUUGGAGCAAAGACGUGGUCCCACUGAACAACUUAUCCAAGCCAUGAAAGAAGGUCUUGGCCAAUCUUUGCACAAUUUUCGCCUCAACAAAGCAGCAGAGUUCUCUCAAUUGGAUAUUGAAUCCAACAGAGAUCACACGAGUACACGAUUGGAAGAGAUGAUUGACAGUUUCCUUCAAGGAAGGCAGGAUCCAUUCGAGACCUGGCUCUCAUGGACAGGCAUGCAUCAAUCAUCUGUUAUAUCUACGGGGAUAAAUUCUCACCAACGUGAACGAUAUCGACUACAGCUUUACUUUCUCCUUGAUUUGGAAUCUUCGCUCAUAUCAACUGCGAGAAGAAUCCUAGACCUGAUCAAAUAUGCGGAAUUCAAGGUGGACGAUGGUACUAUGAAUCAUAAAGCACUGGUGCUCCCAACAUGGAAGCAGAUGAAAAAAUGGCUCUGGUCCUCGUUGUCUAGAGAGGACGGAGAAUUGGAUUAUUAUCAGUACAGCAGAAGGUCUGGAACCGUCAGAAUAUAUUUGGACGAUGUCCUACAGACUGGUACAGAUCCAGAGCACGCUUUCCCACAAAGCAGGUGGGAGAAAAUUGGGGAUUCCUUCCGAAGGGGGUUUCACUUCUUUGGUUCACCUGAGUCCGUGUUUGGAUUCCGAGUAGCCGUGGCUACCAUGACUCUUUCAAUCGUCGCGUUUCUCAGAAACUCGCAGCACUUCUAUAUCCAGCAACGUCUAAUCUGGGGUUCGAUCAUGAUUGCAAUUAGCAUGACAUCAACCGUUGGGUCAGCUAUGUAUGGUCAAUCGAUGCGGCUCCUUGGGACCAUUGUUGGAAUGUUGUUGUCGUAUAUUGACUGGUACAUAGUCGACCAACAGCCAGCAGGUGUCCUUGUCCUCGUUGGGAUCACAAUGUUCUUGUCCCACUACCCAUUAAUUAGGUUCCCCACUCAUGCCGUGCCUCCUAUAGUCGAAAUGGUCACAGUCAUGUUGAUUGUGGGCUAUGCACUUCAGGUGAGGAAAGUGGGGGUCCUAUUCUCCGAGUCUAACGGACAAGCAUAUCACGCUCUCUACGUGCUGUCGCCUUAUCGACUCGCAACUGUUGUUGGUGGCAUUGGGAUGGCUUUUCUUUUCACAUAUUUCCCCUCUGCGGCCACAGUCAAAAGCUACUUCCGACGAGAUCUUGCGUCUUCUCUGUAUCUUCUCGCACAUUACUACAGCUCAGUUUAUACGACGAACUCCGUAUUCAUCAAAGGUUUGGCUGGAGAUCAUAACGACAAGAAAAGUCUCGGGAGAGUACUUGAGAAAGCUCGCACUCGUGUGCUUGCUAAGGAAAUUGUUCUCCUACAGGAAAUGGAACAGAGCAUGUGGUUCUUUCUCUGGGAACCUACGCUUGGGGGAAAAUUUCCCAGAGAUACCUACGAUAAAUUGGCCGAGCAUGCGCGAAAGUUCGUUCCUUAUCCGUGCCACUUGUUGCGAAGACUGAUAUAUUGUGUCCCUAGCAUACUGCAAUUUUCGGCAACGUUAAUCGAAAUCACCGAUUCAUUCCAUCUCACUGGCCCAGUCUCCUCAGAACCGUGCGUACAAGACAUCAGACGGCUCAUAUCUUCCUGUGACUUAAGGUCCCACGAAGUGACAUCUCUUCUCACGACACUGUCAGGCGCCAUUCAAACUGGGAACCCAUUGCCUCUUUAUCUUAAGGCGCCUAAACUCCGUCUGCCUACCGAGCUGCUUGCUGCUGCUGCUCCUGGUGCCAGCCUGCUUAGUGUAGAUAAUUUCAGCCAGCGGGGGUUUUCAGCCAUUGCUUCGAUGGAGAUUACAAUGAUAGCCCUGGAAGAUGAUCUCUCUCAACUAUUAUCAGGGACAAAGCAUCUUGUGGGAGAGUUGAACUUGUUGACAGACAUUGUCCGCAAAAAAGACCUGCCUGCUAAUAUGGAUUCAGUGAUGGCAAUAGAAAAAGGAGAUUGACCCCUGUGUCUAAACUGAUAUGGCAAAAUCGAUUUUCACAAAGCUUUCAAUCAAUUGCUGGUGGGAAUAAGGAGGUAGUGGUGCGCAAAGUAAUGUGCUCCCACAGAAUCAUCUUGAUCUUGUAGUUGAAAAGAUGAGUUACUAUUGAGGCCUCGGUUGGAAUUGACUACAGUUGACAGACACACAAUGUAAAGAGCGAGGUCUCCCAGGUCAAUAUCUUACUCGAGGAGCUGGAUUUAACGCCAUGUUACUGUAUGCAAACGUGAAUUUAGUGACUUGCCGGAAUCGAAAGUGACUCCAGCGUUUGAGCCCCUCAACUAUCCUCGCCAUUGCUAUCGUGUUUAUUGACUCAGGACGAGUAUUGGCGUUAAGUCAUCCAAACAGGGGAGCCAGUAGAGAGUAAGCUUAUUCGCCAUCGAAAGCUUUGCGUAGCUCGUCCACAUCAAGCUUCUCCAUGCGCAUCAUAGCACGAUAUGCACGGUCCCGUUUCUCUUUCUCUGGGCUGUUAAGCACCUUGGAGAGCUCUUCAGGCACGAUCUGCCACGACAGGCCGAACUUAUCCGCCAGCCAGCCGCACUUCCUCUUGGUCUUAUCGCCGCCCUCGCCAAGCUUGUCCCAGUAGUAGUCGACCUCGGCCUGGUCCUUACAGUUAACCAUGAUGGAGAUUGCCUCAUUGAAUUUAAAGUAGGGGCCACCGUUAAGGCCGACGAACUUCUGAUCAUUGAGCUCGAAUUCGAUAGUCAUGAGGCUGCCUGCCUCGCGCCCGUGUGUCUCAUUACCGGCUUCAGAGUAAUAGUGACGCCCCGUAAUUUUGGAGUUCUUGAAGAUGGACGUGUAGAACGAGGCGGCUUCUUCUGCUUGGCCAUCGAACCACAGGCAGGUUGCGAGUUUGUUGACGGACAUCAGGCUAGUGGCGGUGUGCUGGGAAGGAGUAGAACGAGCUACAUUAGCAUGCGCAGCCAGAAUACGUCUUGUAGUAUCAGGGCAGUAUAGACGACAGACUCAUGUUCGUCGCCACAUACUUGCUAGGUGCGGGG
Messenger RNA from Penicillium brasilianum, 4097 nucleotides. The record is from the annotation of a GenBank genome assembly. NCBI's taxonomy places the organism in Eukaryota, Fungi, Ascomycota, Eurotiomycetes, Eurotiales, Aspergillaceae.